Molecule: messenger RNA, 1956 nt
Organism: Helianthus annuus (common sunflower)
Lineage: Eukaryota; Viridiplantae; Streptophyta; Magnoliopsida; Asterales; Asteraceae
Product: protein FAR1-RELATED SEQUENCE 5-like
Exons: 5
Coding region: 1-1956 (651 amino acids)
Biological process (GO): regulation of DNA-templated transcription
Molecular function (GO): zinc ion binding
Source: RefSeq, a predicted model, not a curated record
AUGGCUGGUAAACCAAAGCUGCAAGAUUUUGACUCGAGUACUGUUAUUGCUGUUUCAAAUUGUCGUCGAAGCAAGUUCAAAGUGACAAAUUGCAAGGCACAUAUCAAAUUAAGCGUGGAUCCUAUAACAUUAAAGUUUUGUCUAUAUGGAUUCGUCGAAGCGCACAACCAUUCUCUUGUCGAUACAGACAACAUGGAAUUCACGAAAAAAAGAAGGAAGCUCGAUUUCUUUGAUCAACAAUUUAUUCACAAGCUAAGCCUAAAUAAAAUUGGUGCAACUGUUGCACAUAGGCUACAAUGUUCACUGAAAGGUGGCCACCAGAAUGUUCGUGGUACUAAAACAGAUUACAAAAAUGCUGCUAGGGAUAUACGACUUUUUAUUGGUGAACGAGACGCACAAAUGAUUGUCGAUACAAUGAAUGCUCGUAAAUCGAAUUUGCCCAACUUCUUCUUUGAGUUUACGGUAGUCGGAAAUGAGUUAAGGUCAAUGUUUUGGGCUGAUGAUGUGUCGAAAUGUAACUACGAGGCAUUUGGUGAUGUUCUAGGUUUUGAUGCAACAUAUCAUACAAACCUGUAUAAAAUGAUCUUCGUGCCUUUUACGGGUGUGGACCAUCAUAAAAAAUGUGUGACAUUUGGGGCAGGACUUGUAUAUGACGAAACUAUCGAGUCUUACAUAUGGUUACUUAAAAUGUUCCUCAAAGCUCAUAAAAAACAACCUUUGUUGACCUUAACUGAUCAAGACGCAUCCAUGAAACAGGCUGUUGCUGCUGUCUUUGACAAGUCAAUACAUCGGUUGUGCAUGUGGCACAUUGUUAAAAAGAUACCUGCUAAGAUAUCGGGUGACUCAUCAUCAAAUGCUGAUCUACGUAAAUCAAUACACAAAUUGGUAUGGAACCUGUUUAUCACACCGGCAGAAUUUGAAGAAAGAUGGCAGAUACUUAUGAAUGGCUUAGAGUUGAGUGAUAAUAACUGGUUGAAUGAAAUGUUUUCCAUUCGUGAUCAAUGGGUCCCUUGCUAUUUUCGAGAGUUCAUGAUGUGUUUUGAUAUAGCAAUCGAUGGUCAGCGUCAGAAGCAGCGCCAAGCAGAGUUUGACAGUAACACGACAACGCCGUUUAUGCCUAACAAGAUUCCUAUAGAGAUGCAUGCCUUUGAUAUAUACAACCGUACAAUAUUCCUAGAAGAGCAGAAGGAGAUUUACAGAGGAUUGACACACUGUUUUAUAAUUAGAUGCGAGGAACUUGGUGGUAUUAAGUUCUAUACUAUUGCACAUACGAACAAGAGUUGCAAAAUUGUCAAUGAAUAUAAGGUUGAACUUGAUGUGCGUGAUAACACGGUUUCUUGUACGUGUAUGUGUUUCACUCGUAACGGCUACUUGUGUAGGCAUGUUUUUUUUGUAUUCAGGUUCAACGAGAUUGAUAAGAUUCCUGAUAAAUAUCAGUCCAGCCGGUGGGAUAGGGAUGUGCUUCCAAACAGGGUUCAUGCUAUUUCAAAUAGAUAUGCAGCUGACAAUGACCCAGAGUCUGUAAUAAGGAACGAGAUAUUUGAUUUGAUUGGUCAGUGUACUAUCCAUUUGAGACGUAAACCUGACAAACUGUCUGCACUAUCUACACAAAUAAGAGAGAUCAGAGAUAUCAUAUAUGAGGAGUUUCCAUCUGAACCGGAUUGUAACAAUAAGAGUGCGGUUAUAAGUGAUAUCAUCGGGCAGCCCGAAAACAUUGAAGUUACUAUUCACCCACCACAAGGCAUCAGGAAUAAAGGGUGUGGCACCAACAAGCGGCUAAUUGGUCCGGGAGAGAAAGCUGUAGAGAACCACAAAAAGAACCCGCGUUUAUGUCAUCGAUGUAACAAGUAUGUGUAUGAUCAUGAUAAACGUAACUGUGCGAAAGUGCAAGCUGCUAAAGAGGCGGCAGCAGCAGCUGCUAAAGAGGCUGCAGCCGUAUCUGGUUCUGGUCGUUAA